AUGCGUUUCUCACUUCAAUCCUUGGCCAUCUGCUUGGUCUCGACUCAGGCCCGUUUCGCCCUGGCGUCACCGUGCAAGCCCUUGACCACUACCACUCUCGCUGCUACCACCACGACUACCGCUGUCGAGGAGGCUUCCACGACCACUGCGAUCACUGACGACUCUACUACUACGGUUGCUGGAGAGACUACCAUCGUCACACUUAGUGAAGCUACCACCACUACUGCGCUCUCUGAUCUGUCCACUACUCUCACCACUCUCACGCUCAGCGAAGAGUCCACUACCGCUACUCUUGCUGAAGACACAACUACAACUGCUCUCACUGAGGAGCCAACUACCACUACCUUUGAUGCGACUACCACUACCGCUGCUGAGGCCACCACUACCACGGAGGCCCCCGAGGGGACUCAGAUGUCGGCUGUCUUUGCCGAUGGCACCGAGAAGGAUACAUAUCUUGAUCAAUAUGGCGGUACCUACAGCACUCCUCAGGCAGGUGGCUCAACCUCCAAGGCCCGCUUCGAACUUGAGCCCGAGACCAACAGACUCUUCACUCAUCUCAUCGAUGGCACCAAAGUCUACCUCUACACUGUCAUUCCCGAUGGUCCCAACUAUGCCUUCCAGUUUGACACCGCAGCAAAUAUCGACAGUAUCACUGUUUACCACUACGUUACGUGCACAGCCGAUCCCGAUAACGUCCUCAGCUGUGCUUCUGAAAGCGGCCCAACUCCUAUUGUUUGGUACUGGGUGGAGAGUGCUGAGAGGUACUACGGAAACAGCAGCCCAACCUUUAAUUCGUAUCCACUUGUGAACUUCAAACUCGGUUAA
Molecule: messenger RNA, 825 nt
Organism: Fusarium odoratissimum NRRL 54006
Lineage: Eukaryota; Fungi; Ascomycota; Sordariomycetes; Hypocreales; Nectriaceae
Exons: 1
Coding region: 1-825 (274 amino acids)
Source: RefSeq, a predicted model, not a curated record